GCUCAAGUUUGUCCUCGAAUAGUUCCUUUUUUCACCGCUAGAUGGCGCCAUUUGUUUUUUUCUAAUUUAAGAAUUAAUAGUACAGGGUUAAAAAAUGAUUCUCAUUCGUAUUUUAAUAUUGCGAUGAUUGUCCAUGUAUUUGUUUGUGGAUAUAUAUAAAAAAAAAUUUACAAAUACCUCUGUCGUCCUCUAUCGGAAAAACGCUCAAGUUUGUCACUGAUUAGUUUUGAUUGUUCACUGCUAGAUGGCGAUACAGGUGUUCCUAAGUUUUUUUUUUUUUACAUUUCCAACAACAAAUAGGUGAACAAGUAUUGUAAUAUUAAAAUAUGAGUGAGAAUCAUUUUUGAGCCCUGACCUCUUAAUUUUUUAAUUAAAAAAACAAAUGGCUCCAUGUAGUGGUGAACAGGCCGAGCAAUUUUUCAUUGUAUUUAACACUUUAUAGUAACGUAUCGACAGGUCGGUAAAAAAAACAAGAUAAAUGACGCCAUCUAGCAGUGAAAAAAGGAACUAUCGAGGACAAACUUGAGCGUUUUCCCGAUAGAGGCGCUGACCAUACUUUGACGUUAGUUCGGCCUUUUCACCGCCAGAUGGCUAUUCACUCGAGCGAAAUUAAUUUGAAUUUUAAAAAUAAAUUAAACAUUUGUAGCACUCUUGAAUAAUUAAUUUAUAUUUCCAUAAUACAUAAACGAUAUUUAUGAAUUUUUUAUGCAUGCCAAUAAUUCUCUACAACCAGUCGGAAUUGCGACAGGAAAUACGAUGCCCAAAACGGUACGGUUUAAUCGAACUUUGAAUAUAACAAUGGCAAUGUUUCUACGAGCAGUACCAAUACGGUUAGUACAUUGCAGAAGGCAACUCGAAAGGAAUAACAAUUCGAAAUUACGUUUCAGUCUUAUAUUCGGGAUAAUAUAAUUUAUAAUAUAACAAUUCCCGAUACCACACGUGUAUAUAUAGCGUAUUUUAAUGGAGCAUCAAACAUUUUAACGAAACAGCCAUGAAAUAAAGCAACAUAUUAACCAAAGUAAAAUAAAAUACUUUUCCAUAUUAAGACCAACGGUAAAUAUGUUCGUAAUAAACAUGGGACAGGUCCUAAAAGGUAGAGAACCUUGUACAUUGUUUCCAAAACAUGUACACGUUCCUGAAAAUGACUCGUUACAUCGCCCAACGUAUCAGAACUCUUCGAACAGACAGAAAUUUCGCUAAGAAUAAAGUUUCAUCCAUCUCUUCUUACGUUUAACCGUAGUUUUUUAGUAGAUUCGGCCCUGGGUAGAUCUCACGCCCAAAGUUUCGACCGAUCUUUUAGAAACAUCCUGUAAAAGGGGUUCGGUUCGUUCGGUGUGUUGAUUCUCUCUCGGUUGCAGCUCGCGGGGCCAAGGAUGCGCGUGUGUUUGUACGCGUUUUCAUGCACACGAGUAUCCGCUUUGCGCGUGCGUGCACACGGCUCCGAUUGACGUGGACGUGUGCGUGUAUGUGUGUGUUUUGUGUAUCCGUGGGCGCCUGCGUGUGCGUGUACGUCCAUCAUGAGUCAGAGCACCCAUGGUCGGUCCGCGUUUCGUAAUUAAUUCUCCUCGUUGACGAGAGAAAUGCGAGUCUAGUCCCGGGACCAACACACCUGCACGUUCCCGGGCCGCGCUUGUCCUCAGAGGACAUGCUCGUUGUGCCCGGUAAAUCGCGCAUCUUUCAUCAUUUUUCACCUCCCGCUCGACUCUGCUCCGUUUUCGUACCCACCGUCUACGGUGCGUCCAAGUGUUUCGUGUGUGUCUCCUCGUCUUGUUUUUCUUGAAAAAAACACCUCCUCGCGUAUCUCUGGCUCUCUUCUUCCCCGGGACUCUCGUGUCUCCUCUUUCGUGCAGCAACACGGGAAAGGAUCGUACGCUCCGGUGUCUCGAUCAUCCGACGGACGCGGCUACGAAUGCUCCCCGUUGAGUUUACAGUAUCGCUCUCAGCGGCGAUCGAACUUUCACGGGAAAGAAUGGACUGUGAAUUCGUCGACGAUCUCGUUGAUCGUAGUCGCCUUUUAUUUGCCGCCCUCUCCAACGAGUAAAACGGGUCGAGUCAGAUUACUUAAGUUUCGGAGGAAAGGAAUAACAGAAGUAACAUGGAACACAACAGAAAUAGGCCUAGCAGGCCGCGCCUUCGCUCCCAUGGGAAUUCUGCCCGAGUUCUGGUAUUCGAUCAGACAGAAAGCGAGGAAUCUGCUUGCAGUGGCGAGGGAGAUGUGCAGAAGCAUCCCAUACUACCUAAAAUGGAAAGCAAGGAAGCUCCAGCUCGGCCUGCCAGUGGAGAACUAUCGAAUCUGGUUCGAAUGAGGAACUCUGCGAUAGGAAAGUCUGCACCUUCUUUAUCUGUCCAUGUGCGUGAUUUUAACAUUCCGCGGCGUGCUGCUAAAGCAGCUCAUCGUAAAUCUUUUAUCGCGACAACGUCGCCCACCUUACCGAGAUGUCACUCGCCGCUAUCAGCAUUCGUCCCGAUUGUAGGCAGUCCCCUAGAGAGUCCUAGGAUGUCAUCCAGUCCACAUUUUGCUUUUGCUCCAAUUAAAAGGAUCGGUGGAGGUGCCACAGGAACCGGUGAUGGCAGACGAUGGUCGGUUGCUAGCUUGCCAUCCAGUGGAUAUGGCACUACACCGGGUUCCAGUAAUGUUUCGUCACAGUACUCGAGCCAAGAACGCUUGCAUCAACUUCCAAAUGUUCCGACCAAGGACGAAUUGCGCAUGCUUUCUUGCCAUUUUUCUAAACCUGGCACACCAUGUUCUUCGCAUCCGGGAUUUCCAGGUUCAAGUAUCUCCAGUAUUCCAGGCAACGUGUCUCUCAGUCAUGACGAGGAUGGUCGUAGAUCGCCGUUACACAGACCACGCUCGCGAAGUUUAAGUAGUCCUAGCCGGUCACCCGUACUGGACAGUGAAAUUGUUAUGAUGAACACCCUUUAUAAAGAACGAUUUCCAAAGGCGACACAGCAGAUGGAAGAGCGUCUGACCAAUUUCAUCAACGAAAAUAAGGAGUUGGACGAGUUCGAAGUAGUGGCGAAUAUGACUCAGGACUCCUUGCCGAUUUUACGAUUCGUCCAUCAUCAAGUAAUCGAAAUGGCGAGAGACUGUUUGCAAAAAUCUCAGGAAAAAUUAAUCACGACUAGAUAUUUUUAUGAAAUGAGCGAAAAUUUGGAGCAUCUACUUAUGGAGACCAAAGAGAAAUCUCUCGAAGCUGCAACGAGACUAACGGGGCUUAUCAAAAAAUUAUUGUUAGUAAUAUCGCGUCCGGCUCGCCUUUUGGAGUGCUUAGAAUUUGAUCCGGAAGAAUUUUAUCAUCUAUUAGAACAAGCCGAAGGCCAAGCGAAAAUUAACGCGGGAAUAAAAACGGAUAUACCUCAGUAUAUCGUUAACAAGCUGUCUCUCAAUAGAGAUCCCAUAUCGGAAUUGCAAGAAGAUUUGAAUAAGCUAGAAGAUUCGGCUAGUUCGAGCGACAGUAACUUACAAAUUACUUCGAGUCCAAACAAAGACGACGAAAAAUCUCAGCGCGUUCCGUGUGAAAGUGAUUACGAGGUACUGAAGCUCAUAAGUAACGGCGCAUACGGUGCGGUGUUUUUGGUUAAGGAAAAGACCACGAGGCUAAGGUUCGCCAUGAAAAAGAUAAAUAAAAAUAAUCUGAUGCUGCGCAAUCAAGUGGAACAAGUUUUUGCUGAGAGGGACAUUAUGAGCUUUACCGAUAAUCCGUUUGUAGUUUCUAUGUACUGCAGUUUCGAAACAAAAAAACACUUGUGCUUGGUGAUGGAGUACGUAGAAGGUGGAGACUGUGCGAAUCUUUUAAAGAAUAUCGGUGCAUUGCCGCCGGAUAUGGCUAGGUUUUAUUUCGCGGAAACCGUCUUGGCUGUUGAAUAUUUGCAUAGCUACGGCAUCGUUCAUCGAGACUUAAAGCCCGACAAUUUACUGAUUACGGCCCUUGGUCACAUCAAACUGACAGACUUCGGUCUUAGUAAAAUGGGUCUUAUGUCUUUGGCGACGAAUCUUUACGAGGGAUAUAUCGACAGGGAUACGAGACAGUUUUCGGACAAACAGGUAUUCGGUACGCCCGAGUACAUCGCCCCUGAGGUAAUACUUCGUCAGGGUUAUGGGAAACCCGUUGAUUGGUGGUCUAUGGGCAUUAUACUGUAUCAAUUUUUGAUUGGCUGUGUACCAUUCUUCGGUGAUACUCCGGAAGAGUUAUUUGCUCAUACAGUCAAUGAUGAUAUCGAGUGGCCUGACGAUGAAGACUGGCCUGUCCAGCCGGAAGCUAAAGGUAUUAUAACGGCGUUGCUGCAGCAGAGUCCUAGAGAUCGAUUAGGAACCGGAGGAUCACACGAAGUCAAAGAACAUCCGUAUUUCUUUGGAGUGAACUGGAACAGUUUACUCAGACAAAAGGCUGAGUUUGUGCCGCAAUUGAUCAACGACGAGGAUACAAGUUACUUCGACACUCGUAUGGAUAGAUAUAAUCACGACAUAGGCGAUGACACCGACGACACCGAUGACUCCCCAUUGUUCGGAUCGUUCUCUUCGUACUCUCCUCAAUCUCGAAAGAUCUCUCAAACUCGUCCACCGCAGAUAAAUCCAGAGUCAGAGUCGGACACCUCGAAGAAACAAUUAUUCUGCAACGAGCUCGAACGCAUGGUCGCGCAAUUGUCAAUGGGAUGCGGCAACUCGGCGGUCACGCCUCCAUCCAAGUUGAUCGAAUCGACUCCGUCGGAAAAGAAUCGGUCCUCUUCCUCCGCCAAGAGCAUUUCAAGCAUGGAGACUCCGCCUAAAAUGGACAAAUCGAACGCCUCGUUCACGAGCCCUGCCACGGCAACGAGCACCGAGUCGCAGUUGACGGUUAUCAAGAACACUCAGUUAGAAGGGACGUCGGUCAGCUUGAGCACACCCGACUCAUCUCAAACGGAGUCCGAGGACAUCAGUCCGCAGAUCCAGAGAAAGAGACACGUGCAUUCCCGCGACAAGCUGCCCAGGUUCAGUAUAUCCGUUGAUGAUGACCACAUGUUGGACCUGGUCGCGGCAAACAGGGAUACGACCGAGGAGAGCAAGCAUAAUUCCAGCACCGACUCUUUCGAAUCGUUUACGGCAAUGCCGGUGAUUCUAUCGUCUGCAAAACAGAAGUCACGUUCCGUAAUCAAGUCUGCGUCCACCAGUGGAUUGUCGUUGGUGAUACCGGCCAGCGAGUUUUCUUACGACACAUCCUUGCAUACUCAACCAAUCGAGUCACCCGGUGGGUCAUCUACCGCUUCUUCGAGAGACACGUCGCCUUGCCGUGAAUUAAGUCCUCUUGUGACCAGCUUAAAACCCCCUAUUAUCAUCCGAAGGGGACCUUGCGGAUUUGGCUUCACUGUGCACACUAUCAGAGUUUACUACGGAGACAGCGAUUUUUACACGAUGCAUCACCUAGUUAUGGCCGUUGACCAGUCUAGCCCAGCGUUCGAAGCUGGCUUGAGACCAGGCGAUCUCAUAACACAUAUAAACGGUGAACCAGUGCAGGGUUUAUAUCAUAUACAAGUUCUUCAGUUAAUGUUGAGCGGUGUCGAUCGUGUAACUUUGCGCAGCACACCGUUGGAAAACACCAGCAUAAAAACGGGCGGACGGAAGAGAGAUCUUGCCCAAAGCAAAAUGGCGCGCAGAACGCUCCACAAGCAGCGUAAACAAAAGCGCGAUCAUUCCGAUAAGAAACGAAACACGUCCCUUUUCAAGAGACUUAGUUCCAAACGACACAGUGCGGAGAUACAGCAGCCAUUAACUAUCAGUUGUCCAUUGUCAGCACCCAUUCUAUCCAGCGACAGCAAACCUCCACUUAUGAUGGCUGCAGGACUUUGUUCACCGUCGAUGGUGACACCUAGUCGAUCCUUCCAGUCGUUCACGCGUUCCCAGGAAUCGUCGCCUUAUUUUACAACUUGCACAAAGUCCGUUUGCAGUCCGUCGCCGCCAACGAAUCGCGUUAGUUUGGACUCCUAUCACUCCACUGGCAAUUCAAGUCCUUGCUCCAGCCCGAACUCGUCGUCUCCUGGUUCAAACACGUCUGCGGCAAACUUGACAACUAUCUCGAACCAGUCCCAUUAUCAGAGACCUAGCACCCUUCAUGGUUUGAAGCACAAGUUGCACACGGCGGCAAAAAAUAUCCAUUCACCGAAUCGCAGAAAAUCUGUGGGGCAUAUACCGUUAUCCCCGUUGGCCAGGACUCCAAGCCCAUCGCCGCUUCCUGCUAGUCCAACCAGGAGUCCCAGUCCUCUAACGUUUCCUACAGGACAUCAGCCUGGCAGCUCCAAUACCACGCAGUCCUAUAGUCCAGGGGUCUGCUUGUCAACGCCAAACAACCAGAAGAAAGGCUACGGUCGGCCAAAGUCAGCGGAACCUGGUUCUCCGUUACUGAGGAGAGCGCUCAGUCCAGACAGGCUUCACCCACGCUCCGCGGAGAACAAGACGUCGAUAUCGCCGUUGGCUAACACGCUGGUAAAAGUAACGCCUCGUGUAACUAUAGCCCAAUCGUCAUCUCAUUCGGAGACUUCCGAGGACAGCAGCGAUAGCUUCAAAGAGUCAAACGAUACCAAGGUCGAGAAGAAACCGCCAACUGAACAAAAGUCCGACUACUCGAAAUUAUCCCAUGCCAUAUCGAUCAACUUAGGGGCUGUGAGCAUGUCGAACUCGUGCGGUAGCACGCAGUUGCCGAGAAUAGCGGAGGAAAAGGACUCGCCAACCGGAACCAAGGGUGACGAUUAUUCAUCGAAGGAAAUUUCGAGCUCCGACAAGGACGAUAAAACUAACGCUUCUGCCAACAAGUUGUCAGAGCCAGAAGAAGCCGUCGACUGCGAUAAUCGUCGCAGUCACGAGUCGACGAAGGCAGACUUGUACGCAAGAAACUCGGAACCGCCUGUCAAUAAAAUUGAAGAAAGAGCUCAGUCCGAUAACUCGUUUAGUAUACACACUCGUAGCUCGCCGGCUACGUCUCACAAGCAAUCGCAGAGCAACGAAAAAGGCUUGCAAGCCUCGUUUCAGAGGGGAUUGUUACAGAGUUGGGAAAAAUGCUCGCCAUCUUCCGCUCAAAAAACGUCGUUGCAGAGCACCGAGAAAGGCUCGCACUCGGCGAGUCAAAAAUCUCUAUCUCAAAACAGUGAAAAAGGUUUGCAGUCGUCGACUCAAAAACCUUCGUCGCUGAGUAGCGAGAAAGGUUCGCAAGCUUCGGCUCAAAAGCCUCCGUCGCAAAGCAAUGAAAGAGUUUUGCAAGCUACGUUGCAGAAAUCGUCCCAAGUCAGCGAGAAAUAUGUGCAAACUGCGUCGCAGAAGCUAGCUCAAGGCUUGGAGAAGGGAGCCGCGUCGCAUAAGUCAAACGAACAAAAGGCAGCUGGUAAAUGUUCAGAGGCUAAUCCAGAUGGUAGAAAGAUAUCGAAGAAACACAAAGUCGACAGCUUCGAGGGUACUGGCUGCUCGAACUCGUUCGAACCCGGUGGGUCAGGGAAGGAUAAGAAAAACAAUUAAACUAUGCCCGCGUGUUGAUCAUAUCCUUUUGCCAAUGACACAGUACGUCUUUUUUUUUUUUUUUGUUUGUCUAAUCAUCGUCACAGUAUGAAUCAAAUUUCGCGAAACGCAAAUAGAAAGUUUAGCGUCUAUGCUCGAAUAAGAGCGAAAGAAAGGUAAAUCAAAAGCAAGACAGUUCUACGUAUACAGCUUUAUAAAGGGAGGCGGUUUGUACUCGAAUCAACUAUCUAUAUAGGCUUCCAGCGAAUAACCCUUUGAAGAAUAACUUCGGUUGGUGUUUCUGGAUAUCUACGAUUGGUAUUUAAGCCAUCCUGUAACUGUAAUCUUUGUCAUACGAUUAAUUUAAUACAAUGAAAUCAAGAUGAAAGUAGAGAAACUGCGACGUAUUAUAUUUAAACGGUUUCAAAUGUGCAGUUUGUUGAAUUCGCUCUUCCGAUUCCUCGCGGAAGUCGGAAGAGAACGAACAAGUAAUUGGAGUAAUUUAUAUACUUCGGGCUACAGUAUUUACACGAUCUCAUUUACGUUUACGUCUAAUAUUAGCACAUCACUGUAUGAAGACAACAUGUAUCGUAUAUACUCGUGAUCCAGGUUUAUAGGUACAAGCAUUUUCAUUAUUUCUUUACGCAAAGCAAACCUCGAAACGAUACUUAACGAAAUUCAGUCUGAAUCUAGGUUAGAAUUCGCCGCUGAAGAUCAUCUUCAACGGAAACUUUUUUCAUUGUUGAAUUCAGCAUAUUAAACUUAGUCGGUAUGCAAUAAAAAUUAAAGUCGGUGUUUUCCAAGAAAACGCAAUCAAUCGUCCUUGAUAAAAGCUUCGGAAUCGGCCUAUACGCGAGUGUAUAUGAUAACGAUUUCGUCGCAAUGAUUAGCGUACAAGAUGCUCCCGUGUGCACAACGACAAUUAUAUCAGUCCCUUUUUAAUUAUACCGCGCUGUGAUGCAUUUAAUCCUGACGUUAGAAAUUGGUGCUAAACGUUUAUCGCUCGAGUGUCCCACGCGAGAACUGGUGCUCCCAACUCCUCAGAACCUGAAUCAUUACGAAAACGGGAAGAAAAAAAAACAGUGAAAGAUCGCUGAGAAAUGGAAGAUUACGACAACCCAAAACGAUUACAGUGGCACAGCACGUACGAACAUAUCGCAUUGGAAGCAUCUUGAGGUUUUUCAAAUCGUAAGAGUUGCGAGCGUUCCGGGGACCCGUUGGCCUCCGGCACGUUGUAAUCAUUUUAGUAUUAGGUACUCGUUAAUUUAUUCUGUAUAUAUAUAUAUAUACGCGAUAAAAAAAGGAAAAAAAAAGAAAAGAAAGAAAACAACUGUAUAUUAGUUAAGGGCAAAGCAUGCUUUAAACGUGAAAACGACCGGGGUACCGGAAAUGGCCGCGGCUUCCGGUAGGGUUCGCGCGAGUGCUCGCUUGCGAAGGUACAAUUUGCCAUAAAAGAGCAACACGAUAAUCCGUAUGUACGUGUACUCUGCCAUAGGUACGAUUUUCGUUCACGUCGAAAAUGGGUUCGACGACGAAACCGUUGGAUCGUUGCGCGGACGAUCACGGACCAACCGGAUGCACGAUGCUUUUCGUUUCAAGCAAAUCGAACGUAGAACAUGUUUGCUGUUAGAAAACGAAAAACAAACAACGUUGUGGUACCAUUGCUGCUCGUUAAGCGAGAACGAGCAUGAGUUCAUACAUUGUAGAGUGAAUCGCGGCAGUAUUCGAACGUUGGCGGUUCAAGUCUGCAACGCUUAAAAUAAAGACGACCGAACUAAAUCGUACCUUCGAACCAUAAGUACCGAGUUAAGAAAAUGAUAUUACAGCACGAGGAAUAUAUUUUCUUUUGCUAAGACAGUACUGGUGUUUUAAAAAGUUUUUGCCGAGAAAAGCGCGCAACAGUUCGCCACAGAUUUGAAUUGCAAAUGUUCGAACGCCUUCCUCGAUCCUUCGCGUGUUCGCUAUAUGUUUUAACGUAAGAAUAGGCUGUAAGGAUACUUAAGGAAACACAGGCUUUAGGGAAAUAAGGCACGAUUCGAAUUCCCUUCUUUUUUUUACAUCUCAUCGUCCCUGCCGCGGGCUCUUUAAAGCUAACGGAAUUCGCAUAGAUGUAAACCAAUGUUCGCGAUUUUAAUUUGCCUCGAAUGCAGUUCGAGCAGCCGCGCGGGGAAACUGCGGCUCGUUUCGCGCGUUCAAUUUUUGUAUCCCGUCCCGAGCGAGCUACGUUUUAUCGUCAAACGAGGGCCACGAAUCUAAUCUAUAAGAAGUCUUUCGAUUUAGUAACUGUAAGCAGUGGCGAGAUCAUUCGUCGCGCAACUAUCAUCGUUAAGGCUUAUAAGGGAACAUCGAGCGUCAAUCUUUGUACGCGAGUGUAUUUAACGGAUGGAGACUUCGAUUUCGAAAAUAUUACUUUCCCGGUUUUGCACGUGAGCGCUGCGUUGAUAUGAAAUUGUUACGUCUUAGACAAAAAGUUAAGAUAGCGUCUGAAACCCAAAGUCUUCGGCCAAAAGUACUCUUGUAUGCGAAGUUUGACGUAAUUCCGAGGAGGGGGCAAUCCUCGACGCUCCCUUGUUAACCGAUAUCGCGUCUGUCCCCUGUUAUACGCAUACUUUUUCUCUGCUUAGCAUGAAACGUCGAUGCACGAUAGGGGUUGAUGGGCACCGAAACGCGUCGACGUCCGUAUUCGUCGUUCUAGUUUGUACCAGUAGUUGUAUCGUGUUGUCCGAGAAUUUUUGAGGCAGCUCAAAAGACGAGUUAGAAAGCAACCGGUGAGAAUACAUUUUAAAAUCCGACGGAUUCGAGCUUGCGCGACGUUGCAUGGAGAAAUGAGGCAUAAUCAAGAAUCGCGUACGCGAGAAAUUAAUCGUGAUCGAAAAACCGAAAUCCGGGGAGAUGCUGGAUAUUUCUCUGGGCAUGAUAUUAACCAUAUUUUUUUUUUUUUUUUGCGUAGAGAAGAGAGCACGUUUGGCGCACGUUCUAAAAGUUAGACGAAAGAAGAAUAUAAGUCGGAUCAAAAUCAGCUGGUCGCUCGAGGCCGCUGAAGGGUUAUCCCCGCCAUAAAGUUUUGGCCACUCCCACAGAAUCAGUAGACCUGCUGGCACAUGAUCUCCGGCUCCCGAUUAAAGAGCAACAGCGUCAAAAGCGAAUUCUAUCGAUUCGCGCUUUUAAUGGUCGCGUGUUAAUCUAUCGUAGACGUAUGUGACAACCGCCUGGCCACCGAUUUUAUGCAUUUCUAGCGGACGCGAAUGUGAAAAGUGUAUGCGGAAUACGUACACUUGUGCAAAAUGGAAUAUCGAUAUCAUAUUUCAUUAGUGAAAUAUUUAUCUAUACGCGUUUUGCAUAUACAUAUUUCCCAGCGUUGAGCGAAAUGUAGUCCACGAUUACGAUUACUGUGUAAUCGGUAAUAAUCAAUCGACGAUUGACGAGUAAUCGGUCACGAUUAGCUCUGGUAGAUUGCAAAUGUAGUUUAUGAUUACCGACCAAUCUGACAAUCUCAAGUGAUUAUUCCAUGCGUAAUCUCUGCACAACUCUGGUGUCUUCCAUACCACCGUACGUCAUAAAUGCAUAAAAUCUACAGGCUAACGAUACACGAAGAGUCCAGCGAGUAGACAAGCCAUGAUCGUUUCGUUGCUUUCGUUUUCCGUGUCGUUUAAUCCCUCGGUAAGCCGAUAGUAAACGUAGGAGCGAAUUUGAGAGCUAUGGUAAAACGAUGGACACGGUACAGAGACGGGCAAAAUUCUUAUCCAAAGUAUAGAUUAAAAUUUGAUUUACGGAACGAAAUAUUUUUAUAAAAGAACAAACAAAAACUUCGUCGUUCGAUCGAAUAAAUUCCUAUGCGUUGGUUCUAUUCGUUAUCUGUUACUCGAAUAAAGUUUUGUCCAGCUCUAGCACGGUCGACUCGAGCGAGUCUUUACGAGUGGGCGAGUUUUCGAGUCGGUGCAAAGAGAGAAGAGAGAAGGGAUGAGAAAAGCAUUCUUUACGUAUCGUUGUACGCGUUGUGUGAUAUGCGAUUACGCAGUCGAUACUUUGUUGAACUUUGUUUCGUUACGUUUACAUGGGUUGUGAUUCUAUAUGUGGGACUAAGUGAAUUCGUUGGUCGCUUAUUAUUGUUGAGACGUGUGUAUUAAUUUUUUUUUUUUUUUUGUUUUACAUCGACGAACAAGCGUCGAAGUUAAUUACUGUUUGCCAGUGUCGAGAGUCAUUCUCCGGCCGUUUUUCAUUUUCGAAUCGGAGACCACAAAAAGUAUAAAGCGAGAAUUUCAUAAAAACGCCACGAUUUGUAUUCCACUUGGGACUCUCUUCGUUUUCCGUUCAUCGAACGAACCAACUACCAACGGUAGAUGCGUGGGAAGCAGCCGCUCUUUUUCCUCUUUAUUUCCUCCGCGCUUUUCUAAGAACGCCUUUGAGACGGACUUGUUGUUCUAUAUUUUUCUUUUUUGUGAUAAGCGAACUGGAUGUUCUCCGUGAGAAUAUUUAUCAGCGAACUCGACGAACGUUUGAUAAUUAUAUUACACGCUCUUCACGUGAAAUACAGUUUCGUUUCUUACUAUACGGUA
Messenger RNA from Hylaeus volcanicus, 12015 nucleotides. RefSeq names its product microtubule-associated serine/threonine-protein kinase 3 (gene dop). Gene Ontology annotation, molecular function: magnesium ion binding; protein serine/threonine kinase activity; protein binding. The transcript has 21 exons. Bases 2096 to 7480 code for a protein of 1794 amino acids. NCBI's taxonomy places the organism in Eukaryota, Metazoa, Arthropoda, Insecta, Hymenoptera, Colletidae. The record is from RefSeq and is a predicted model, not a curated record. Gene Ontology annotation, biological process: intracellular signal transduction; peptidyl-serine phosphorylation.